GCCAGAAUGGCCAGACAAAAUGCCCAUGAUGCCACUGCCUUCACGUGCUAGCGGAACUAUCGUAAAUAUAGUUUUCUAGUUUAAAAACAGGACAUGAAUGCCCUCUCAAAUCAAAAUUUGAAUGUGACGAGCUCGUAAUCACGACUUCAGAAGUGGGAACUGGGAAGAAACUGAUAGCACGAGUUUACCAUUAAAAAACAACAGCAGGUCUGAAAAUUCAAGAAAGAUUGCUCGAUUACACGAUUUAAAAAGGACAAUUUUUGGACACCUGCUUUUCAAAAACAAUGGAGGAGCCUUUGUCCCCUCGAGAGUCUGGUCAGUUUGUGGCGGAGCGGAGUCGAGAUGUGUCUGUGGAUGAAGAUGGUGUUAAACGUGUGGCGCAGAUGAUUUAUGACCUCCGUGAAAGUGAAGAAUUCACAGCCAGCGGCUGGAAAAAGAUGAAUCCGCUGGCACCUUCGCCAGACUCCGAUGAUGCCAUCCACUGGGUGUUUGUGACAGACACCAUGAACUUCUCCUUCUGGCCUGAGAAGGAGGAGGAACAGUGUGAGGUCACAUGUAGGGGAAACACCUAUCGAGGGUACAUGUCUCUCUGUGCUGCUGUGACCAGGGCUAUGGAUGAAGGAGUGCCCAUUACAAGCCCUGCCUACUUCUCUCAGAUCACUGAGGCCCAGCUGGCGAAAGUCCUGCGUUCAGACAGCGCUACUAGCAUGCCCAUGCUGAAAGAGCGUCACCAGGCGCUAACAGAGGCCGGGCGAGUGCUCAUGGAGAAUGGCGGAUCCUUCCGGAUGUUCAUGAGUCAUUGUGAGAAUGAUGCAGAGAAGAUGGUGAAGUAUAUUGUUCAGAAUAUACCGUCAUACAGAGAUGAAGCCACGUAUGAGGGUAAGAGGAUUUCGUUUUACAAGAGGGCUCAAAUCCUUGUGGCGGACGUGUGGGGCAUCAUGGAGGCCCGAGGGGAGGGGAACAUCCCGAACCUUGACUACCUGACCAUGUUUGCUGACUACAGGGUUCCACAAGGCCUUGUGUACCUUGGGGCUUUACGCUACUCUGAUGCCCUAAUGAAAACACUGAAAAACGGUGAAUUGUUGAGCUCCGGUGAGAGACGAGAGGUGGAGAUCCGGGGUUGCUCCAUCUGGUGUGUGGAGAGAAUCCGGCACCAUCUGUGGAAGCUUGUGGAGGAGAGAGAUGAAAAGAGAUGUCACAUCAACUCUGCUCUUAUUGAUUUUUACCUGUGGCCAUAUGCUAAAAAACACCACAAAGAAAUGGCACAUAUUCCAAUACAUCACACUCGCUGCAUCUACUAUUGACACCAUCAUCAUCUUUUUCCACAUUCUUUUUUUGUAUUGUUCUUUAUACCUUUAAAUAAAGUUAUGAAAAGGUGGUGAUUUACAUUUGGUAUAAAUCAUUUGGUAACAAGAGUGGAAAGAGUCAUUAUGCCUAUAUAUCAACUCAACAGUCAAUACUACAUUUCCAACAAGAAAUAUUAAUUAUGUAGAUUUUAAACAUCACUGUCAUCGAAAUAAUAAUUUUGAGAACCUCAGAGCAAUACACAAUAACGUCACUUUAUUCCUGAAUGAAUCAUUGGUUUGAACGAAUCUAUUGAUUGAAUAAUUCAAUAACUCACUCAAAAGAUCCAUACUUAAAUUCUUGUAAUGGAGUUCUUCUUUUGUUCAUUUGAUCGGACCAAUCAGCGUUCCACUGCCUACAUAUGUCCUAUGACAGUUCUUUGGCAUUUCUCCAUCAACUCCACCAUCUUGGCUGGGGUUUUGCAAAUUGAUUACAGCAAUGAAGCAGUGACACUAAAAUAGAUUGUAUGUGAGUGACAGGUUGUCCCUUGCAGUAAAGAGAUGUUGCUGCAGAGGGGAAUUUAUGUUUAUCAAAGAUUAUGAGGGCACAUUAAAUGAAUAAAAAAGAGGGGGGGAAUUUGCACUCGGAUAAAUAGGCCUAAUCUAUAAUAAAUACUGUUCAUUAAAAAAAA
Molecule: messenger RNA, 1975 nt
Organism: Pimephales promelas (fathead minnow)
Lineage: Eukaryota; Metazoa; Chordata; Actinopteri; Cypriniformes; Leuciscidae
Gene: qng1
Product: Q-nucleotide N-glycosylase 1
Source: RefSeq, a predicted model, not a curated record